Microtus ochrogaster (prairie vole) is the source of this 5214-nucleotide messenger RNA. It is a transcript of the gene Tspan11, whose product is annotated as tetraspanin 11. The record is from RefSeq and is a predicted model, not a curated record. Gene Ontology annotation, cellular component: plasma membrane. Lineage: Eukaryota; Metazoa; Chordata; Mammalia; Rodentia; Cricetidae.
CAAGUUUCUCGGGGCCAGUUCUGCACAAUUGCCAGGACCAAGAGCUCCGUGUGCUCUGAACUGGAGAAAGAAAAAUAAAAAAGCCAGCUCCAAACAAAGAGCAGCCGGUCCCCGCCCGCCCCGGGCCUGUGGGCGCGUCCCAGCUGGCCAGUCUGCGAGAGGGGCGCCCGGCAGGCUGCAAGAGAGGCAGGGAGCGCGCGGGGUUGGGCAGACCGCUGUGCCCAGGGCAGCAGCAGUCACCGCUCCAGGAUCCCGAUCCUUCCCUACAUCCAGUCCAGCGGUUGUGGCCCGGCCCAGCUGCCAUGGCACACUGCAAGACAGAGCAGGAGGACUGGCUGUUGGCCCACCUGAAGUACCUGCUCUUCAUCUUCAACUUCUUCUUCUGGGUUGGUGGGGCAGCUGUCACGGCUGUGGGUAUCUGGACACUGGUGGAGAAGAGUGGUUACCUCAGCAUCUUGGCCUCGAGCACAUUUGCUGCCUCUGCCUACAUCCUCAUCUUUGCUGGUGCUCUCGUCAUGACAACCGGCUUCCUGGGCUUCGGGGCCAUCCUCCGGGAGCAGAAGAGCUGUCUCUCCGUGUAUUUCUGCCUGUUGCUGGCCAUCUUCCUCGUGGAGCUGGUGGCAGGGGUCCUGGCACAUGUGUACUACCAGAGGCUGAGUGAGGAGCUGAAGCAGCACCUGAACAGCACCCUGACUGAACGCUACGGGCAGCCAAGGGCCGCAGAGAUCACAGCCUCGGUGGACCGGCUGCAGCAGGAUUUCAGAUGCUGUGGCAGCAACAGCUCAGCCGACUGGCAGCACAGUACAUACAUCUUGUCCCAGGAAGCCCAGGGGCGCCGGGUUCCCGACAGCUGCUGCAAAACUGUGGUGGCGCACUGCGGCCAGAGGGCCCACCCCUCCAACAUCUACAAGGUGGAGGGAGGCUGCAUGGCGAAGCUGGAGCAGUUCCUGGCUGACCACCUGCUGCUCAUGGGCGCAGUGGGCAUUGGGGUGGCCUGUCUUCAGAUCUGCGGGAUGGUUCUCACCUGCUGCUUACACCGAAGGCUCCAGCAACACUUUUACUAAAGGAUGCCCCAGUAGCCUGCUGACUGCCCCACACGAGGGCCCACAUCCCCACAUCCUGAACCAGGCCUGCAAAGUCAGCAGUUGGGUCAUGGACUCCCUGGACCCUAUGCAGAGCCCACCAGCUGCCUGUGGUUGUGGCUCCUGGGAUUCCCGCUGGGGCAGGGACCUCGGCUCACUCCUCCAUUUCCAAGCACUCAUUCACUGCCAGAAUCUUUGGCAGGGGAUGGUUCUGGCAAGAGGCUGCCGGAGCCCUUUGCCAGGCACGGAUCCCUAUGGACUCCAGGAGGGCCAGAGCUCAGCUCCCUCUGCACUAUCUCAAUGCCUGAGUCUGGACUAGAAGGAUGGCAGAUGUGUCUUCCCAAGACUCCUGCAGGGCUUGGUGUGUGAUUCUCUCAGAGAAAAGCACCACUUCAGGCAGACUGGGCUAGCUCACCCCUCCCAAAACUUAGCUGGUUUUGGAUCUUCCCACCAGUAACCGGCCAUGCCUUUCCUGUAGGGCCUUGGACAGGGGUCAUCUAAGAUAGGGCAGCUAAAGGCCAGGCUGUUGAGCCACCAGGACAGGGCACUUAAAGAGGCAGGUUGGUUACAGCUGGGUGUGCGGCAUCACGAGCCCCAGCCCCCAGUGGCAUGUCCUCUUCACAGCAUUGACUCCCAGAAUAUCAGGUUUAAGAUGUUAGUGAAUUAAAGCUCUUCUCUAGUGGUCCACACCUCGGGCUGUUAAGUCAAGGCUGCCGAGGAGAGGAAGCUGUGGGGGAAAAGGUACUCUGCCUGCACCCCAUUUCCUGGUGCCUUCAUGACCCCAUUUCUCUUCCACUGUGUUCUCUGCUUCCUUCUCCACUAUUCCGGAGUAACACGGCUCUCUCCUCUUCUCUCUCUAGUCAUUGGACGAAAUAGAGACUAUUCAGGAAGAACUCCCUGCAUGUUAAAGUAGACAGAAAGAAAAUCCUAGAAAAAUCAAAAGUUGGGAGUAGAUAUCAACUACUCCCAUAGGGAGUAUAGCAUAGGGUACAGACCAUUGGGGAUCCCCCCUUCAUUGAUUAUUGCUUGGGCAGUUUUGUACACCAGGACUCCAAACCAGCCUCAGCUCCACAUGGGGCUUGCGCACCUCUCCACAAUGAACAAGUUGGCAUCUCGUUAACCAAAAGCACUUACGACUUGCCUUCUAUCUGACCCAGUUCUUACCACUGUGCACCCAGAUCCUGCCGAGCUGGGUCCAUUGUUGCAGGGAGAUGAGCUCCCAGUUGUACAUGAGGGAACUAAGGGCCACUGGCUGCAGCCCCAACAUAGGUCUAAAAUUCCAUUCUCAGGGCAGGAAGUAGUUGCAUCAACAGAGGGAACAUCAGGCUCUCGUUGGGUCAGCCUCUUCCACUCUGGGAUGCUCCGGGGGGCUACGCAGAGCCCAGGUUGGUUUAUGUCACCUGCCUGAAGGGCCCUAGGUUGCCUGUACAAACUCAGAAGAAGAAAAAAAAAGACACUCCCAAAAAUCCUAGACUACGUUAUGGCCAAGAGAAAAAUCUUAGCUACCCUCCACCUUCCCAGAUUCUUGCAGCUAUUUGAAGACUCACUUUGAUCUCCAAGCUUAUAGACCUAUAAGACUCAUAUAGAGGGGAUUAAACAAAAGGUGUAGGGUCCAAACCACAUUCCUCCUGAAGAGGCACCGAGGGAAGUGGUAAUAUACAAAGGGAUACUGUGGCCUCAGCAUCUGCUUUGGUAGCCCCCCCCCCUUAGUUCUCAGGCAGAUGAGGACAGAGGUGACAAGUGGGGACCAUUGUACAGCCUCGAUGCAGAGGUAGCCCAGGAGAACAUAGCUCAUUGGCCCUGGUCAGAGUGCAGAGUGAGUGGACAGCCCCAAAUGUGACCUCCUUGAUCACAACAGCCUUGGCGACAAGAUGGGGUUAGAGGCCAUAAAGCACACAGUAGGCCAGGUUUAGUGCAGAAUCUGUAGUGAGGUGUGCCCGUCAGAUCGAUGCUCAGGAUAUUUCUUCCUAUUUAUCCUGAGGGACAGGUCCCUAUUCAGAGGUUGUCACUCUGAGUUCCUACCUAUAAAAUGUCCUCCUCAGUCUUGAGUCAGCACAGACAUCGUGGGUCCCACACCAGGCCCUGAACUUGGCACAGCUGAAGCCAUCAUACCCUCACCCUGAGCGUGAGUUGCCUUUGCCUCAGCUCAAAGUGGCUCCCUCAAACACAGUAUGCCCCCAAACUCCCCAGGUGGCCAGUGUUUGGGGAAUGAGGGUGAACCUUAGUCUAUGAUAAGGAGAUAAGGACUCUAUGUGCGUUUUGUCCCUUGCCCUCCCCAGCACUGUACCCCUCACCUCCCAUGGCACUUCUGGCAUGGCUUUGGGGAUGGUCACUGAGGAUCUGCACAUCUCCUUCAAUGUCAUCCACAGUGACACCAAUGGAGUGUGCUAUAGCCCCCAUUCUCCAGAUAAAGAAGCUAAGACUCGGUCAAGUUGAACACCAGUGGUGAUGGCUCUUGUCAGGGCACCAGCCAGGUGGACCCAAAGAAAGUAGAGCUGGGAGCCCCUCCCCCCAGCACCGGCUGUCAGGUUGGCAUUUGAGAACAGUGUCCUAGGGUGGUAUGGCCAAAUAGUGGCAGCCUCAACGCCUCCUCGGUUGGAUGGACCCAUCCAUCGUGUCCCAUGUCAGCAGCUUUUUGCAUUCCCAGCUGAAGUAGACACCUAUCUCGUUUUGCAAUGACAAGGUCCUAUCAGGAAUCUAAGAAGGCCAGAGCUCCUAAGUAUGAUCCAGGCCACACUCAGAGGCAGGAGAGGGGUGAGAGCAGGGACUAUCUUUAGUGCUCAGCCUCCGUGUGGAUGGGAACCACACCACGUGAAGCUCACUGGCCGGAAUGUGAAAUGUCUCUCUGUGUCCCAUAAGGAGGUCAGGAGAGAACCCCAGAUUGUAUCCACUCCUAGAGCCACCCCAGGUGUGGAGAUACCCUGCUUGGUGAUGCUGAGCCUCUCCCUCAGGCAGACCCUCUCUCUCUUCUUGCCCCCUCCCCUAUAUUAAACAUUUGUUAUUUCUGGGCUCUGGAGUGGACACAAGGUGACUUCUGUCUUGAGCCCUCUCACCCCUCUCAGGGUCAUAGAGGUUCAUAUCCGAAAGGCUCUGGCUGUCUGGAGGAUGUGCAGCAGCAGGCCAGUGUGAUGAGCCACUGGGAGCUCAGAAUCCGCCACUCUGAACAGCUUCCAGGGUUUUGAAGUCAAGGGAAUGAAUGGACCAAUUAGAACCCUACCAGCUUUGAAAAUGCCCUCUGCUUAUUGGCUUUUCAGGGCUGGGGCAAAGGGGCAAGAGAAGGGAGGGCAGCCAAAGCUGUUCAGAAGGAACGUAGACAUCUUGUGACUUCCGGGUGGCAGUUGGGCCAUCGGUGACCAGUGUGGCAUGUCUUACACUUGCUCUCCCCUCAGCACCUCCAGGGGAGCCUUCAGAACAACAGAUUACCUCUCCAUAGUUGCUCUAAGGAAGGCCAGAGCCAACAGCUGGCAUGUCUGCUAAGUUCCCAGGUGGUGAUGCCACGGCCUGGCAACCACACCAACCCACAGUGUGGACCACACGAGGACAUGGCUACCUUCAGAUGUCAGAACCCUCAAGGGGCAAAAGUCACUCAGGUCAUCUGACCUGAGUCACACAUGGAGCUGCUUGAGACUGUUCCCACUAGGUCCACAAGGAGGGUGAGAUGACACCAACCACUGAGUGGUUUCCAACCAGCCAAGCACAUGCCUCUCGACAGAGCCUGCUUGGCACUCCUGCCCCUUCCGAGCCCAGAUGCCUGGGCCUUCUUCCUGGAAAGGGGGCCCUUAUACUCCAAGAUCCCAGCUUCUUCUCUGUGCCGUAGGGUGGCCCUGCUGUGCCCCUGUCACUCUGACAUGUCUAGCCGGAAAUCAAGGCUCCCUCAUCCUUCCCCUCCUGCUUACACACCUGUGAAACCUGCUCCUUCCCUAUGCCAGUACUGACGGAAAUUCCAGGGACCCCAUUGUCAGGAGGCCAGAUGGGUUCCUGGAUCUAGCUGGCCCAUGGAUGUGAGACAUCAGAUACCCUACAAAGGCAGAAACUGCCUUACGCUACUGCUUACAGCGAAACUCCAGAUGUGAGAUGCACCUCUCCACUGACCUCAACAUAAGCUCAGUGCCUUGUGCUAACGGACCCGAUA